Molecule: messenger RNA, 1990 nt
Organism: Aspergillus sclerotioniger CBS 115572
Lineage: Eukaryota; Fungi; Ascomycota; Eurotiomycetes; Eurotiales; Aspergillaceae
Product: UDP-glucose 4-epimerase
Exons: 1
Coding region: 454-1740 (428 amino acids)
Biological process (GO): beta-D-galactose catabolic process via UDP-galactose, Leloir pathway
Cellular component (GO): cytosol
Molecular function (GO): UDP-glucose 4-epimerase activity
Source: RefSeq, a predicted model, not a curated record
CCUGAGGUCGCCGACUACCUACCCUUCUCAACACUCCGUCCUAGCAAUCGAGCAUGUCCGCGGCUGAGACCAAGCCCUAUUUUUGGCCGCCGCCGUGGUCUGAAUGAUUCGAUGACAAUAACGAUCGCCAAAUAUUCCCAAAACAAGACAAAGGCAAACCUGUCCUGCCCUACCGUACAGUAGACCAGAGACUUUUUCGCCCUCAGCGCCUGGCAAAGCAUGAACCACGCUUGUUGUCGCUAGGGGCGCGCAGGCGUCGGUCCUUUGUAGUCGGGCUGGCGAGGACUGACUCUUCGAUGAUGAAAUCCUCGGGGUCCAGUAAAUCGUGGCAUAGGGGGGAAGGAGUACUUCCAGCACUGGCCUCUCCUCGCCUCGUAUCGUAUCUGGUAGAUAGAUUCUACCCUAUCCACAUCAUCCGCGUAAUCUUCACUCCGCCAUCAGCAGAGCAGCACCAUGUCUAGCAGUAUCUUCUGUCCCUCCGAGGGGGAUUCCCCCGUCCCCACGCCCCUAUUCUCCGCUCCCGCAACCCCCGACACCGAACGUGACGAAUACUUCGACGAGCCCUCUCUCAGUCUCGCGAGUCAGAACCCGCAAUACAUCCUCGUCACCGGCGGCCUAGGAUACAUCGGAAGCCACACAUCCCUGGAACUGCUGAAAGCCGGGUACAACGUCAUCGUUGUGGACGAUCUAAGCAACAGCUUCCGCCAUGUCUUUGACCGGAUUCUCCUGGCUGCGAAACUGCACUUUGAUCGCGCAGGCGGUCGCUGUCCCCGGGCCGAACUCAAUUGUAUCGAUUUUCGAGACAUUCCCGCCAUGACUGCCCUCCUGGCCUCCCACACAGCAGUAGAGGGACAUCGCUCCAAUAUCACAGGCGUGAUUCACUUCGCAGCCUACAAAGAAGUCAAUGACAGUCUUCGUAACCCGCUGAAGUACUACCAGAAUAACUUGAGCGGAUUGGUGGAUCUGAUUACCUUGCUUGAUGAGCAUAAUAUCAAAACCUUCAUUUUUUCCUCCUCGGCCAACGUCUACGGCACGUUGGCUCAAGACCAUGGCUCGCUCCGCGAAGAACACUGCGUCCAUCGGAGGGAAACCUACCUCGACCCUACCACCGGCGAGGAAAUCUCCACCGAACAAGGCUGCACGGGAAUCACUAAUCCCUAUGGCCGAACUAAAUUCUUCGGUGAGGCUAUUCUCUCCGAUGUGGCGGCCUCGGAUCCCAGCUGGACGAUCAUCGGACUUCGGUAUUUCAAUCCUAUCGGAUGUGAUCCGUCUGGUCUGUUGGGCGAGGAUCCGCGUGGGGUUCCCUCGAACUUGGUUCCUGUUGUGGUGCAGGUUCUGACGGGGCAAUUGACUGAGUUGGCGGUUUAUGGCACCGACUGGGCGACGGCCGACGGCACGGCAAUUCGGGAUUUCAUCCAUGUUUCGGAUGUGGCGAGGGGUCAUACGGCUGCGUUGGCGGCUGCUUUGACGCGUCAGGUGAGGACGAACUUCCGGGCGUUCAAUCUGGGGACGGGGAGUGGGCAUUCGGUGGCGGAGGUGGUGAGUGCUAUGGAGGGGGUGGUUGGGAAGGAGAUUCCCAAACGGGUUGCGGAGAGACGGCCAGGAGAUGUGGAAAGCUGUGUGGCAGUUGCGGAGAGGGCGGGGAGAGAGUUGGGCUGGAUGGCAGAGAGGUCGUUGGUAGAUGCGUGUAGGGAUUUGUGGAAUUAUUUAAGGAUGGGGGAGAUGGAGGAGGUGUUGUGAGUCAAGCUGGGAUGUUUGGCCAGCGGAGAAGGAGGGAGGAUUGUUUGCACAUGGAAUUUGUUUUGUUUGUUAAUAUUUGCUUUGGUUGUAUAGAGAACCGUACAUAAUCUACAUAAUGGCUCCGCGGUAUGUUUUCUUCUUCCAAGGGGAUAUGGUGGCGCUGCACAUGCUGUCAGCGGAGUCUUGGCUGGUCGCCUUCUACUUGCUUGGUUUGAUCUAAAUGGUGGGUAGGUUGGUUCUUUGUUGACUU